This is a messenger RNA of Rotaria sordida, 1122 nucleotides long. NCBI's taxonomy places the organism in Eukaryota, Metazoa, Rotifera, Eurotatoria, Philodinida, Philodinidae. The record is from the annotation of a GenBank genome assembly.
AUGAAAGGUGUUAUUGAACUGGUCGAUUUACCGGAUGAAUUAAUAUUAACUAUUAUGAAAAAAGUUAAUCCUCAAGUUUUAUUUCUUUGUUCAAUGAUUAAUAUCGGUAAUUAUCGUUUAGAACAACUUGCAUUUGAUAGAUGUCAUUCAAUUGAGUUAACUUUUGAUUAUUUUCGAGCGUCACAUAAAUUACUUAUGAAAAGAUUUUAUUCUAAUAUCAUGCCUCGUAUUAUUCAUGAUAUUAAAUCAUUAACAAUUAAUCUUUAUCAGAUAUCUUCUAUUCAAACUUUUGUUGAAAAUAACUGCAAUAGAACUCUUCCAAAUCUGACACAUUUGAAAAUAAUGUUAGGUGCUAAACGUUCUCAAAUCGGCACACUUUAUACAAUAGGUACAGAUGGUGUUACACCGAAUCAUUUUAUUGAUGGAUCUAUCUUAGAAAGAGAUAUUCUUUCAUACAUGCCUCGUUUACGUCAAUUCAAUUAUCAUAUUCGUUCAAUAUUAAAACAUGCUUCUCAUAUUAAAAUUGAUAAAAUUCGCCAAAGUUUUCUUAAAGAGCAACAACCAUUUGAUUGUGUACUCGAUCAUUUUAAGAAUAACUAUGGACAAUGUCAAAUUUAUUCUCUUCCAUUUAUUGGUACUCGUCUUGAUUUUAUUUCAAAUCGAUUUCCACUCUUUGAUAUUAAUAAUACAUUCUCAAAUGUUACUAUUUUAUUACUAUUUGAUGAUGUUAAACCAUUCGAAAAUAUUUUCUUUGAACGUCUGACUCGAGCCCUACCUCGACUUCGAACACUUGAAAUAAUUAAUCAACUUGAACAACAAGAAAAAAGCCUAUCAGUAAUGAAAACUAACAUCGAUUUUCCUCAUUUAGCUGUACUUAUUUUAUACGAUAUUCAUAUCGAUUAUGCUGAACAAUUUAUUUGUCAAAAUCAUCUUCCUUCCCUAAUCGAACUCACUAUUAACAAGGAUAUAUUGUUGGCAACAAUCUCUCAAAAUCAACAACAAGCAAGAGACAAUUGCUCUAGAGUGGCAACAUUAAGAACAUCGAAGCCAUCUUAUGAAUCAAUAGAUACUAUUCGAAACUUUUUUCCACUAGCUUACUAUGUCAAACAUGAAAACGAGUGA